AUGGCGUCGGGUGGAGAUCCCCCAUCCGGGUUCGCUGAUGAGAGCAAAAGUAAAAAAACAGAAGGAUCAUCCAACGAAGGUCAAGGGGUUCCUCCAGCUGCUGCUGCAGGCUUGUCGGGUCCUUUCGAUUUUUCUUCUAUGCAAAGUUUGCUCAAUGAUCCGUCUAUAAAGGAGAUGGCGGAUCAGAUUGCAAGGGACCCUGCAUUCAAUCAGAUGGCUGAGCAGCUACAGAAAGGUGCUCAGACUGCAGGAGAACAGGGCAUGCCUCCAUUGGAUCCUCAUCAAUACAUGGAAACAAUGCAUAGGGUCAUGGAAAACCCUCAGUUUAUGACAAUGGCAGAGCGCCUCGGGACUGCUCUUAUGCAGGAUCCUGCUAUGUCCAGUAUGCUGGAAAAUUUGACUAGUCCAUCACAUAAGGAGGAGCUUGAAGAGCGCAUGUCUCGGAUUAAGGACGAUCCAGCCUUGAAGCCAAUUCUUGAUGAGUUAGAGAAUGGUGGUCCUGCUGCAAUGAUAAAGUACUGGAAUGACCCUGAAACUCUUCAAAAGAUUGGCCAGGCAAUGGGAACUACGAUGCCAUUUAGCACUGUCUCUACUGCUGAACCUUCUGGUACUGAAGAAACUGAAGAAGAAGGUGAAGAUGAAGACGAGUCCAUUGUCCACCACACUGCCAGUGUUGGUGACGGUGAGGUCUGA
This is a messenger RNA of Triticum turgidum subsp. durum (durum wheat), 693 nucleotides long. The record is from the annotation of a GenBank genome assembly. NCBI's taxonomy places the organism in Eukaryota, Viridiplantae, Streptophyta, Magnoliopsida, Poales, Poaceae.